Echinops telfairi (small Madagascar hedgehog) is the source of this 2496-nucleotide messenger RNA. It is a transcript of the gene SMOC2, whose product is annotated as SPARC related modular calcium binding 2. Bases 1 to 1335 code for a protein of 444 amino acids. Gene Ontology annotation, cellular component: basement membrane. Gene Ontology annotation, biological process: extracellular matrix organization. The record is from RefSeq and is a predicted model, not a curated record. Lineage: Eukaryota; Metazoa; Chordata; Mammalia; Afrosoricida; Tenrecidae. Gene Ontology annotation, molecular function: protein binding; extracellular matrix binding; heparin binding. The transcript is spliced from 13 exons.
AUGUACACGUUCCAGAUAUACAAGUGCCCAGGUAAAACUCUCAUGUACCAGUUCAAGUACACGACGGCUGAGCACCAGUUUUUGCGAGUCGACCAAGAUAAGGACAAGAAUUGCAGCUUGGACUGCGCCGGCUCUCCUCAAAAGCCCCUGUGUGCGUCAGACGGAAGGACCUUCCUGUCCCGCUGUGAGUUCCAACGGGCCAAAUGCAAGGAUCCCCAGCUGGAAAUUGCCUAUCGGGGGAACUGCAAAGAUGUUUCCCGGUGUGUGGCCGAGAGGAAGUACACCCAAGAGCAAGCCCGGAAGGAGUUCCAGCAGGUGUUCAUCCCAGAGUGCAACGAUGACGGCACCUACAGCCAGGUCCAGUGCCACAGCUACACGGGAUACUGCUGGUGCGUCACGCCCAAUGGGAGGCCCAUCAGCGGCACGGCCGUGGCCCACAAGACACCUCGGUGUCCCGGUUCUGUAAAUGAGAGGCUGCCUCAGCGGGAAGGGACAGGAAAAGCAGAUGAUGCGGCCCCCCCGGUGCUGGAGACGCAGCCCCAAGGAGAUGAGGAAGAUAUCGCGUCCCGUUACCCCACCCUGUGGACGGAGCAAGUGAAAAGCCGGCAGAACAAGACCAACAAAAGCGCAGUGUCCUCCUGUGACCAAGAGCAUCAGUCGGCCCUGGAAGAGGCCAAGCAGCCAAAGAAUGACAACGUGGUGAUCCCAGAGUGUGCGCACGGCGGCCUCUACAAGCCCGUGCAGUGCCAUCCAUCCACGGGCUACUGCUGGUGCGUGCUGGUGGACACGGGCCGCCCCAUCCCUGGCACCUCCACCAGGUACGAACAGCCGAAAUGUGACAGCACAGCCAGGGCACACCCAGCCAAAGCCAGGGACCUGUACAAGGGCCGCCAGCUCCAAGGGUGUCCCGGCGCCAAGAAGAAUGAAUUCCUCACCAGUGUCCUGGACGCGCUGUCCACCGAUAUGGUCCACGCGGUGUCUGACCCAUCGUCAUCUUCUAGCAGGCUUUCUGAGCCGGACCCCAGCCACACGCUGGAGGAGAGAGUGGUCCACUGGUACUUCAAACUGCUGGACAAGAACGCCAGCGGCGACCUCGGCAAAAAGGAGAUCAAACCCUUCAAGCGGCUGCUCCGGAAGAAAUCGAAGCCCAAGAAGUGCGUGAAGCGGUUUGUGGAGUACUGCGACGCCAACAACAACAAGUCCCUCUCGGUCCAGGAGCUAAUGGGCUGCCUGGGGGUGACCAAGGAGGACGCCAAGGGAAACACCAGGAAGCGUCACACACCCAGAGGAGGAAAUGCUGAGACUGCCAAUAGACAGCCAAGGAAGCAGGGAUGAGAAGCUCAUCGCCCUCUGCCGCUCUUAGACAUGGGGAGCUGCCCUCACCAAAGAGAAAUUAAACCCAGCAAAACCACAAACACAAGAGUGCUUGCACUUUGUACUCAAACUGUACCUUCACGCUGUCGGGCCCGUGAGACGCAGCUGGUGGCCCCCUCGCUGACUGGACGUGCCCUGCUGUCACCUCUGUCCCCCAUGACGGUGGGUGUCCUGGGCGUGCAUUUGGGCAGGGCCUAGCCAGAGGGCUCUGCAGCCCCAGUCCUCCGCCCGCCUCCCACCUUGGCCCGGACUAGGUGUGGAGUCCAGCCAGCAGUCUCUGUUACUUGCUGCCCCCACCCUGGCCCCUUGAUGUUCGCGGCUUGACACUCAGUGUGACCAGGGAGCAGGCCCAGCCCACUCGCCUUCCAUGAGAGUGUCCUGCAGCUCCCCAACCACUAAGGGGACCAGCCAUCAGGCAGAGGCUAACUGCACUGGCGUGUGUGGGCACACUCCGGUUUGGCCCGUGCCUGUGGCUUGGGUGAAUCACGCAGGAAGUGCAGAAGAGCCCUCCCUGCCAUCCAGUGACAACUGGCAGGGGCCCUGUGUCUCCAGAAGGAAGCCUGGUCCUGGUGCCAUCCAUAGCAGAGGCCGCUUGUCUGCCCUGCCAGCCCUGGCCCUGGCCACUGCCUGCUGUGGGUCCACCCAAGCCAUCUGAAAGGCAGACUGGUGAGCAGAUGCCACACUCCUUCCGCAGGGAACAGGGACAUCAGCUGGGCCCAGUCUCUUGGGCACCCACCUCCUCACAGGAUGCCGCAGGGCAUGGGGACGUUCCCAGGGGGGAGUCACUAGACAGGGCCAGGUCAUGUGAGGCCAGUUGCCACCCAGACCGGAGCGGAGAGGCCAGCUCUCUACAACACCCCUUCUGUCUGCCUUCCCCAAAGCCCCUCCACCACAUGCCCUGUAAAAAGAUGUUUGUGAAUCCUCAUGAAGAGUUUUAGGAGGCACGCCCUUUAUUUAAACUGCUGACAUCCAGGCAGACGCCCGGGGCCACCCAAGGCAAGCCGGCUACCCGUCAGCAUUGCUGAACUAGCUCUGACCCUGAAUUUAUUUGAUAAUCUUUUCUAUUUCUAAACUCUGAAUUUAACUGUUUCCCUUAGAUCAAUUAAAAGACAAUAUGCUAUC